AUGGCCUCAACUCUCAGCAAACAGUCCCAAGUUCUCAUCGUUGGUGGCGGAACAUGGGGAUGCUCAACUGCCCUCCAUCUCGCUCGUCGAGGCUACACCAACGUCACCGUCCUCGACGUUAACCACAUCCCAUCACCAAUAUCAGCUGGUCAUGAUGUAAACAAGCUUGCAGGCGGGCUAAGCACUUCUGAUAGCAAAGGCGAUGACGAAGACUCCAUCUGGAAAGCACUUAGCUACGCCGCGGCUCAAGGCUGGCUCCAUGACCCCGUCUUCCAACCUUUCUGCCACAACACAGGGUCUGUCAUCGCUGGCUCAACACCAAAGUCUAUCAAGCAGGUCGUAGAAGAUGAGAUCGGUGACGACAUUGACCAGUAUACACCUCUCAACACAGCAGAAGAUUUCAGAAAGACCAUGCCGGAGGGUAUCCUGACAGGUGACUUUCCAGGCUGGAAGGGCUUUUACAAGCCAAAAGGUUCUGGCUGGGUUCAUGCUCGAAAAGCCAUGAAGGCCGCUUUUGAAGAGGGUAAGAGACUUGGAGUCAAGUUCAUCACUGGCUCCCCGGAGGGAAAAGUCGAAAGUCUGCUUUUUGAAGAUGGUGAUGUUCGAGGUGCCAAGACAGCAGAUGGUAAGGAGCACAGAGCUGAUCGAACAAUUCUGUCGGCUGGUGCUUCAGCAGAGUUCUUCCUCGAUUUUGAGAACCAGAUCCGCCCUACCGCAUGGACAUUGGGCCAUAUCCAGAUGACACCAGAAGAAACCAAGCUAUACAAGAAUCUGCCACCUCUGUUCAACAUCAAUCAAGGCUUCUUCAUGGAACCCGAUGAGGAUCUUCAUCAACUCAAGAUGUGCGAUGAACAUCCCGGCUACUGCAACUGGGUUGAAAAGCCAGGUUCCAAAUAUCCCCAGUCCAUCCCCUUUGCAAAGCACCAAGUACCAAUCGAGGCUGAACGACGCAUGAAGCAGUUUCUUAAAGAUAUCAUGCCCCAACUCGCAGAUAGACCACUUGUUCAUGCUAGAAUCUGCUGGUGCGCUGAUACACAGGAUAGAAUGUUCCUGAUCACGUAUCAUCCUCGACAUCCUUCACUUGUCAUUGCUUCGGGUGAUUGUGGUACAGGAUACAAGCAUAUCACGUCGAUUGGAAAAUUCAUCUCUGAUUGUAUGGAGGGCACAUUGGAGGAACGGUUCGCCAAGUUUUGGAGAUGGCGACCAGAGAAGUUUACGAAGUUCUGGGGUAAAGAUCCCCUGGAUCGCUUUGGAGCUGACGAUAACAUCAUGGAUUUGCCCAAGGGUAAUGUAGAGGGAUGGACAAAUAUCAAGAAUGAUAACUAA
Fusarium redolens is the source of this 1326-nucleotide messenger RNA. Its product is annotated as FAD dependent oxidoreductase. The transcript has 2 exons. NCBI's taxonomy places the organism in Eukaryota, Fungi, Ascomycota, Sordariomycetes, Hypocreales, Nectriaceae. The record is from RefSeq and is a predicted model, not a curated record. Gene Ontology annotation, molecular function: sarcosine oxidase activity; flavin adenine dinucleotide binding; saccharopine oxidase activity. The coding region runs from base 1 to 1326 and encodes 441 amino acids.